AUGGCCCUCGUCAUCGCUCCGGCCGUCGUCAUCGUCGCGGCCAUGGCCAAAACGGCAGUCGCCCAUCUUUGCCCUACCACGGCGUUCUCCGGACCAGGCAUGGGGACCCUGACAGCGCUCCAGCCCUCACUAUGGAACGAGUCCUCAGUAUGGACUAACGCCCACAAGCCCAGUACGGAUCAUCGCCCUGUCCUGUCCUCAGACACUGGCCCCGUCCAAGCUUCAAGCCUCCCCUGGCCAGCCACGUGCAAUGGCGCACGCGCUGCAGGGAUAGGCUUCCCUUUUUCGCCGCUUGGCGUCCCCGCGCUGGAAUGUAAAGAAUUGCCCUGCGAGAGAGAGGAAAAAGACGCCGGGCGAUAG
This is a messenger RNA of Trichoderma gamsii, 360 nucleotides long. RefSeq lists its product as hypothetical. Bases 1 to 360 code for a protein of 119 amino acids. The transcript has a single exon. NCBI's taxonomy places the organism in Eukaryota, Fungi, Ascomycota, Sordariomycetes, Hypocreales, Hypocreaceae. The record is from RefSeq and is a predicted model, not a curated record.